Molecule: messenger RNA, 2889 nt
Organism: Suricata suricatta (meerkat)
Lineage: Eukaryota; Metazoa; Chordata; Mammalia; Carnivora; Herpestidae
Gene: KLHL17
Product: kelch like family member 17
Exons: 12
Coding region: 209-2212 (667 amino acids)
Molecular function (GO): protein binding
Source: RefSeq, a predicted model, not a curated record
GGGCAUAGGGGUCCUCCUCAGAGCUGUCAUACAGCAUUAGCCAGUUUCACCCCGUGAACAUCCUGUGUGCCCAGCUCGUGCGGAGGACACGGACUCACGGGGACCAGGAAGGGUGGCCAGCCACAGACAGAAGAGAGCCUGGUCCUAGGGAGGGCAGAGGAAGCCUGGUUCUUAAUGAGAGUCACAGGCAGAGGGGGCCCUGGUUCUUAUGGGUACUUCUGGGCAGAGGGGAGUGUGGUGCCAGGAGGGGUCCCAGCAGAGGAAGCUGUACAGGUCUGGCAGCGACAUCAGGUGCGUGACCGGACCUCCUGCUAGCAGCAGCCCAGAGGCAGAGCGUGCGCGUCCUCGGCAGGCCCGGCCCACGGCCCCAAUGGAGGGUGCGAUGCAGCUGCUGAGCCGUGAGGGUCACACCGUGUCCCACAACUCCAAACGGCACUACCAUGACGCCUUCGUGGCCAUGAGCCGCAUGAGGCAGCGUGGCCUCCUGUGUGACAUCGUCCUUCACGUGGCGGCCAAGGAGAUCCGAGCUCACAAGGUGGUGCUAGCCUCCUGCAGCCCCUACUUCCACGCCAUGUUCACAAAUGAGAUGAGUGAGAGCCGCCAGACGCACGUGACACUGCAUGACAUUGACCCUCAGGCCUUGGACCAACUGGUGCAGUUUGCGUACACGGCCGAGAUCGUCGUGGGCGAAGGCAACGUGCAGACUCUGCUCCCAGCCGCCAGCCUCCUGCAGCUGAAUGGUGUCCGUGACGCCUGCUGCAAGUUCCUGCUGAGUCAGCUGGACCCCUCCAACUGUCUGGGCAUCCGGGGCUUUGCUGACACCCAUUCGUGUGGUGACCUGCUCAAGGCAGCACACAGGUAUGUGCUGCAGCACUUCGUGGACGUGGCCAAGACUGAAGAGUUCAUGCUGCUGCCACUGAAGCAGGCACCUUCAGGGCUCCAUGGGCCCCCAAGACCUUCCCCAGAUCUCAGGUCUGAGGGUCCCCACCCCCAGGUGCUGGAACUGGUCUCUAGCGACAGCCUGAACGUGCCUUCAGAGGAGGAUGUCUACCGUGCCGUCCUGAGCUGGGUCAAGCAUGACGUGGAUGCUCGGAGGCAGCAUGUCCCAAGGCUGAUGAAGUGUGUGCGCCUGCCCCUGCUGAGCCGGGACUUCCUGCUGGGCCACGUGGACGCUGAGAGCCUGGUGAGGCACCACCCUGACUGCAAGGACCUGCUCAUUGAGGCCCUCAAAUUCCACCUGCUGCCUGAGCAGAGAGGCGUCCUGGGCACCAGCCGUACACGGCCCAGGCGCUGUGAGGGCGCUGGCCCUGUGCUCUUUGCCGUGGGUGGUGGGAGCCUGUUCGCCAUCCAUGGGGACUGUGAAGCAUAUGACACACGUACUGACCGCUGGCACGUGGUGGCCUCCAUGUCCACACGCCGGGCCCGGGUGGGCGUGGCAGCAGUUGGGAACCGGCUGUAUGCCGUGGGUGGUUACGAUGGGACUUCAGACCUAGCCACCGUAGAGUCGUACGACCCUGUGACCAACACUUGGCAGCCUGAGGUGUCCAUGGGCACAAGGCGCAGCUGCCUGGGGGUGGCUGCCCUGCACGGGCUCCUGUAUGCAGCUGGCGGCUACGAUGGGGCCUCCUGCCUCAACAGUGCUGAGCGCUAUGACCCUCUGACGGGAACAUGGACGUCCAUCGCUGCCAUGAGCACCCGGAGGCGAUACGUGCGUGUGGCCAUGCUUGAUGGGAACUUGUAUGCCGUGGGCGGUUACGACAGCUCAUCGCACCUGGCAACUGUGGAGAAGUAUGAGCCUCAGGUGAACGCGUGGACCCCCGUGGCCUCCAUGUUGAGCCGACGGAGCUCAGCAGGGGUGGCCGUACUGGAGGGGGCCCUCUACGUGGCCGGCGGCAACGAUGGCACCAGCUGCCUCAACUCUGUGGAGAGAUACAGCCCCAAGGCGGGUGCCUGGGAGAGUGUAGCACCUAUGAACAUCCGAAGGAGCACCCACGACCUAGUGGCCAUGGACGGCUGGCUGUACGCGGUGGGGGGCAACGAUGGCAGCUCCAGCCUAAACUCCAUCGAGAAGUACAACCCGAGGACCAACAAGUGGGUGGCCGCGUCCUGCAUGUUCACGCGGCGCAGCAGCGUGGGCGCGGCGGUGCUGGAGCUGCUCAGCUUCCCGCCGCCCUCGUCACCCACGCUGUCCGUGUCGUCCACCAGCCUCUGAGGCGCGCGGGCUGCGCGCACACCGGCCUGCGGCCUCCCGGCCUCCCACAUGCCUUAAGCCCCGAGGGGCGGCCCCAGCGCCUCGUGUGUCGGGGGCGGGGUGCUCGACCCCCACCGGGAAAGUCCUGCCCUGUCUGUCCACGUCUCUCUGCGUCGAGGCUGUCCAUGUCUGUGUUCGUCCCUCAGUGUUUGUUUAUGAGUGUACCGUUUAUUUACUUAACGGUCUGUUUAUUUAUUCAUUAUUUAUUGAUCCAUGAGCAGCGCAGCACCUACCAGUUUACACGUUUCCCCUCAAAGUGUCCUGUGUCUCUGGGACCAAGCUGCCUUCCCCCGGGUCCUCCCGCCCCCCCUUUGGGCACCAGGGAGAGAUGGGUCAGGGGUGAACUCAGACUCUGCAGACCUGGAUGGACUGAGGAGCAGAUGCAGAGCAGCAGGCCAGGGUUAGUGGGGUGGGGGCUUUCAGAGCAAGUGCAGACCUUUCCAGCCUGGGCUUUGCACACCACCCCUACCUUGCCCAGCCAGGCACACUCCCAAGGAAGGCGUGAAGCAAGUGGGCUUCCUUCUCGUGGACAUGGUGUCUUUUCUGGAUCCUGCACUGAGCUGAGCACAAGUGUGCCACAGACCCCACACAGCAAUAUGAGCCAACUUGAACAAUAAACAUGUUUCCUGGGCUCUGUA